Molecule: messenger RNA, 1938 nt
Organism: Thermothelomyces thermophilus ATCC 42464
Lineage: Eukaryota; Fungi; Ascomycota; Sordariomycetes; Sordariales; Chaetomiaceae
Exons: 2
Coding region: 1-1938 (645 amino acids)
Source: RefSeq, a predicted model, not a curated record
AUGGGAUCUCCCGAUGAGGGCCGCUACCGUCGCCGCCGCCGCCGCCGCCGCCGCCCGUCCGGCAUCCUUAGCGGCUUCGGGAUCUCGCAGAUCGUUCUUAUCAAGCGAACCGCUUCCUCUGCAUCCACCACGGGCUCAGCAGCACCCUUGUCGACUGGAAGGUGUGAGACGAGCUAUCCACGGCUGCCGGGCCGGGGCGGCAGAUCUGCGAGCAGCGUCUCGGCAUCGCAGCUGAAGCCCAAGCCCCCGGGUCCGGGUCCCGGUGGUAUGGGCACGGUCACGGUCACGGCAGGGUUCGUCCCGCCCCCGGCCCCGCCCCCGGACUCGGCGGCGGCGGCGGCCCACCAUGCAGCGGCGCCCAGCCUGACCUCGGCCGGCUCCGGCCACGCUUUUGCCUUCUCCCUGCCCGAGGACUCGCUCGACAUGUUCGCCCUUACUCCGCUCUUCGACGGCCGCAUCGAUGGUCUCGGCGGCGAGGAUCCGGCCGCCUUCCUCGACCAAGUGACCGGCUCGCUGCCCCCCCUGACGGUGUUGGGGAGCGGCACCGGCGGGUGGGACCACAUGGAUGACGGCGGCGGCGGCGGCGGCGGUAGGGGGAGAGACGACCAGGACCAGCACGAAGCGGAGGACGAGGAGGACGACGAGGACGCCGAAGAGGACCAGGACCAGGUCGCCGGCGUCGAAAGCACCAUGGACACCGGCACGCACACCGGCACGAACACCGGCACGAGCGUUGAUGUCGGCGUCGGUAUCGGCAGCCGGCUCGCGCGCCUCCUCGAAUGCAACCACCGGCUCUCGAGCCUGAGCAUGGACUUGUCGAGGCAGCUCAGCCAUUAUCUGACGGCACCCGCCGCGCCGCCACCGCCAGCGCCGGACCAGGGGGACGCAAUGAUGCUCGACACCAAGGCCGAAGGCCAACCUGCGCCCGCGCCGGCCGGAGAACUGCUCGCAUCGCGGCUGCUCGCCGACGCCCUUGCCGAUCUGGCCGAGUUCCUGACCAUCAUCCAGGCUUACUGGCCGGAACCGCGCCGUAAGGCCAGCAACACGACCGCCACCACCACCACCGCUACCACCACCACCACCGCCAUCAACGGUCGUCGUCCCCGUCCGCGCCGCUGCCGUCUCCAGUCCCGCCGCACAGCGAGCAGCAGCCGCAGCCGGAGCCGCAGCCCCGGUCCGCCCCGACCCGGCACGGUGGCCACACUGCACCUCAUAGCCGUCUACCUGCAGCUGGUCGCCAUCUACGACCGCCUGUUCCAUCUGCUGCUGCUGAACGGCCGGCUGCUCUUUGGCGGCGGCGGCGGUGGAGAAAGAGGAGGAGGGGACGCCAGCUCGGCCGAGGGAGCGGCGGCGCGAUCGUCGUCGUCGUCGUGGUCCUCCUCCUCCUCCUCCUCCGUCUUCUCGUCUCCGUCCUUCUCGGCGUCCUCGUCAUCACCGUCCCAGCGCCGCCACAGCAGCAGCAGCACGACGCCCUCCACCACCACAACCACUACCACCACCACCACCACCACCACCACUAACACCGCCGCCGCCGCGUCCACCAUCAUGACCAUGGUGGGGGGCGGCCUGCAGACCAAGAUCCUGAUGCACGCCAUCCUGCACCAGUUCGAGACGGUCGAGCGCCUGCUGGGCCUGCCCGCCGAGCUGCGCGUCACCGAGCGCCAGCCGCCGGUCGGCGUCGUGAGGCGCGACGACAGCGACGGGGGGUGCGGCGGCGGCGGCGGCGGGAUUGGCGGCGGCCGUGAGGGGACGGGCCGUGGCGGUAGCGGGGGCAGAGAGGGCGGCGGCCUGCUGGACGCCCUCUGCCACGAGGCCUGCUACGGCGACGACGCCGGUGCCGAGGACGACCAUGACCGGCUGGGAACCCUAGUCGGCUUGGGGACGCUGGCCUCGCUCAGGGGGAAGCUGAGGACCCUCCAGGUGUCAUUGAAUAUGUAA